CCUGCUGCCUUGAGUUAUUUUAGAGCCGCACAACGCGCUCAGGAGCCACAGACGCGUUAAAGUCCGGAGCACCGCCGUCCUCCUCUCCUCCUCCUCCUCCUCUUCCUCCUCUCGUCCCUUUAACGAGCAACUACUGACAAAGACCCAGCAGCCAUGAGGGAGCAGACACGCUUUGUGCUUUGGCUGCAACUUUUCACAGCUUGCAUGGUGUUUGGGGUGAAAGGCGACUACUGCAAGGUGAAUGUGUGCAUUAAUGGUGGAACCUGUGUGACCGGGGCAGGAGCUCCGGUCAUCUGUAUCUGCCCCGAUGGCUUCACUGGAGAAACCUGCAACGAGACUGAGACCGGGCCGUGUAACCCCAACCCGUGCAAGAACGACGGCAUCUGCGAGUUGACGGGCCAGUCCCGCCGAGGCGACGUCUUCAGCGAGUACGUCUGCAAGUGCCAGCCGGGCUUCGACGGAGUCCACUGCCAGAACAGUGUCCAAGGGGCAGAUUUAAGUUCAAGAACAGAUGUGAACGACUGCGCCAGCCAGCCGUGUGAGAAUGGUGGAUUCUGCAGAGACCUGGAAGGAGAUUUCAAAUGCCACUGCCCGUCUCCUUAUGUGGGCAAACGAUGCCAACUGCGCUGUAUUUCUCUGCUCGGCAUGGAGGGAGGGGGCAUCGCUGAGUCCCAGAUCUCGGCCUCAUCAGUCCGUUACAGCAUGCUGGGCCUGCAGCGCUGGGGACCUGAGCUGGCCCGCCUUCACAACAAGGGGCUGGUUAACGCCUGGAGCGCCGCUGCACACGACAAGAACCCGUGGAUAGAGAUCAACAUGCAAAGAAAGAUGCGCUUUACAGGUAUCGUGAUGCAGGGCGCCAGUCGCAUUGGAUCAGCCGAGUUCAUUAAGGUCUUCAAGGUGGCCUCCAGCCUGGACGGCAAGACGUUCAACAUUUACAGGACAGACGGACAGAGGACUGACAAUGCGUUUGUCGGAAACGUGGACAACGACGGCACCAAGACCAACCUGUUUGACCCUCCAAUCAUUGCCCAGUACAUCCGCAUCAUCCCGGUGGUUUGUCGCAAGGCCUGCACCAUGCGCAUGGAGCUGGUGGGCUGUGAACUCAACGUGUAUUCAAACACUUCAGGUUGUUCAGAGCCGAUGGGCAUGAAGUCCCGGCUGGUGUCCGACCGCCAGAUCACGUCCUCCAGCACCUUCCGCACCUGGGGCAUCGAGUCCUUCACCUGGCACCCUCACUACGCCCGGCUGGACAAACAGGGCAAGACCAACGCCUGGACCGCCGCCACCAACAGCCAGUCGGAGUGGCUGCAGGUGGACCUGGGGUCUCCCAAGAAGGUCACAGGAGUCAUCACCCAGGGGGCCAAAGACUUUGGCAACAUCCAGUUUGUCACAGCCUUCAAAGUGGCUCACAGUGAUGAUGGACAGUCCUGGACCAUCGUGAAGGACAAGACCACAGGGACAGACAAGAUCUUCCCGGGCAACAGCGACAACAACGUUCACAAGAAGAACAUCUUCGAUCCCUCGUUCUACAGCCGGUACGUCCGCAUCCUGCCGUGGGAGUGGCACGAGCGCAUCACCCUGAGAAUGGAGCUUCUGGGCUGCGACGAGUAGCUCUGUCCUGUUCCAGCCUCCCCCCUCCUCCUCCUUUCUCUACCUCCUCCUCCCCCCACC
Messenger RNA from Anoplopoma fimbria (sablefish), 1671 nucleotides. RefSeq names its product milk fat globule EGF and factor V/VIII domain containing b (gene mfge8b). The transcript has 11 exons. The record is from RefSeq and is a predicted model, not a curated record. Gene Ontology annotation, molecular function: calcium ion binding. The coding region runs from base 154 to 1611 and encodes 485 amino acids. NCBI's taxonomy places the organism in Eukaryota, Metazoa, Chordata, Actinopteri, Perciformes, Anoplopomatidae.